CACUUUGGCGUCAGUUUAAGUUGGGCUGCCGUCGAGAUUGAAAGCUUUCGCUCUUAGCUGAGUUUCGGUUCUUUUCGUUUGAGUUUCCUCAGUUUGUUCUUGAGUGGCAGAAACGCAAUUUUCCAACCGACGACACUUGCUUGAUGAUCCACUCGCGUGAUAGGCAGGAUUUCGCGCGUUCUACUGUGCUAUAACGGUUUUUUUUGGGAACUGACUGCGACACAAAAGAAAUCAUAAUAAAACGCAAAAUUUGGAAGUAUCUAGCAGCAAAGUGUGUUUUUCUCAUAAAUUACAGAUUCGAAUCCAUUUAGGAAUUCUAUCGGAAGCUUCCGUCAGUAAAAUCUAAUUGUGCAGUGAGUUGAAAUUGACAAAGUUGAUCAAGCAGAACACGUGAAAAUGUAACUGUUGUGGUACAUCAAAAAGCCAUUUCGAAGAACAGUGAUAAGAAUUUGUCGUGAAGGAAGAGCAAGGGAUAUUGUAUUUAAUUGAAAUGUCGCGCGAGUUUCCAGCCGCCGCUAUUCUUGGCGCGCUGGUGAAUGUUUAGUUGCUGUCUUUCCGAGGCUGUAUAACGAUUUCACCGGAAUCACGGAGAGCAAUAAUACCGCGAUAAGUUGGGAAAGUGGAAACGGCUCGUGAUAUCGUCUGUUGUGUGGUCGUUUUUUUCUUCUGUGGAUAACGAUUUCAUUUGAAGCGUGGAAAAUUUGUAAAAGGAAGCCAUAAUUUCUUAGCAGCAAAGGCAACAAGUGAAACGGAAUCUUGAUUGUAAGAUAUUUGUAUGAAUCAUCUGUCUAUGCUUAACAGUGUCAAGCGGAAAAUUUGUUCAAUUAUUCAGGCUGUUUUCAUCAUAUACCAUAUACCUACUCGAUUCGAUCCGGAGGGCUUCCAGAACGCCGAAUAGCAAUAUUUGCGGGAUAUAUUUUUACUAUAGGUACGCUUUGCUCAUAUCCGUGGAAGGUAUCAUGUAACGAAAGGAAGAUUUAGAUGAGAAAUAUACCGAAAAGCAUCGCGAUGAAGCUAUCCGAGAGUAAAUCCGACACAUCAAUCAUCGCCAACCUGUACAAAUCGAUCAACCACAACUAUCGGAGGCUGUCCAACACGAGCAGCCUUCUGCAUCGGAUUCCGGACAUGGAGAUACCGUUCAUGAACAUUGCCGACGAGUACGACACCGAGAAGACAAUAGCGGAGGGUUGUUUUGCAAAAAUAUUCCUUGCUCACCACCGACCAACGGGGACCACAGUUGUGCUCAAAGCAAUACAUACCGAGCUAACCACGCUGAAGGAAUUCAUCAAGGAGUUCCACUACAACUACCAGCUCAGUCAUCAUCCGAACAUUCUUAGCUGCUAUCAGGUUAAGUUCCAAACGAAUGAAUACUACGUCUACGCCCAGGAGCACGCGCCGUUUGGAGAUUUGGCGGCAAAUGUAGGUGCAAACGGGCUACAGGAGACGAGCUGCAAGAAGAUUGCUGAACAGCUGAGUUCAGCACUAGGAUUUAUGCACCUGAAAGGAUUGGUUCAUCGGGACCUGAAGUUGGAAAACAUUCUGGUGUUUACACCUGACUUUUCUCGAGUGAAGCUGUGUGACUUUGGAACAACCACCCGCGAGGGCAUCUUAGUCAAUAAGAACAACAAAACGUGGAUAUCAUUCCUACCCCCAGAAGUAUUAGAGGUUGUGAAAAACGAACGGUUCAUCUGCAAGUCGUCGUCUGAUUCGUGGCAGUUUGGAAUUGUACUGUACGUGUGUUUGAUUGGAUCGACACCUUGGAAAUCAGCCGAUUGGGUGCGUGAUCCCAAGUACGCCGCCUUCAUGAAGUACCAGAAGCGAGAAACGACCAAAAUUCCGGAAAACUUUCGACGAUUUACACCUCGUCUACUCCGAGCAUUCCGGCGGAUAUUCGAUCACAAUGAAGAAGAUCGAGCAAAGGUCAGUGACAUAAUGAAGUACAUGAAAAACAAAUGGAUGGACAAUAAGAUCACCACUUCGAAAUCCACUUCGAACAUUGCAAGCAAUACUCAGCAGCAGGCGUCCUCUGAUCAGGACUCCAUCAAGUACAUCAACCAUCGGGAAAGUCGAAACUCCUUCGACGGAAGGCUUCGAGCUCGGAGAAUGACCAGCUUUGGAGGUAUGACGCCGGAACCGACUCCAGUCUCCGGUGCUGAUCCAGAAUCAAUUCGGAACAAAGUAUGGGAGUGGCUCGAAUCGAACGAUCUGAAUCGGCACGACAGCAUGGACGAUGUGGUGGACUUUUCCUUUUGGAACAAAAGCGAGUCGAAAUCCUAUCAGUACGCCAAACGUGAAUCGAUUAUCGGAGCAGCUUCCACGACGACGACGACGACCUCAAUGACGUUAACGACCGCCGCGAGGGAGACAAGUGGUGCAAGCAGUGGACUUCGCUAUAAAUAGAUUUGUUGUUUAGCGAAAGAUAACCUCAAUAAUACUCCGCCAGAGAAAGAUCGAUCCCGAAAUGUAACCAGUGUUGUAGUGAAGCACCACCCAGUGCAGCGCCAAUGUUCGAAUGAGCAUCUUUCCUCACUAGAUACAGCAGAAUAAAAAUUAACUCCUCCCGUCGUCCGGUAGAACAUAGGUAGUACAUGUGAUUAUAUUAAUUAUAUGUGUGAUAACAGUGAGAGAAACGUGAACAUCAGUGAAGUCAGCUAAAGAGCGUAGAUGGUACAACAGAGAAAAUAUAGUUUGUUAGUCUUUUAGCAGGUGAUAGAGUGUUUAGGACGAUAUAUAUAUAUUUAUAUACAUACUAGAAGAACAUUGGAAAUGAAACGGUUGGAAAGCUAGUCAGAACGAAAUGUUCAUCGUGUAAUAAUUGUUUCCAUUAAAUGUUAUGUUGAUAAUGUAUGUGGCAAGGGCGAAAUAAUGGUAUGUACUACAAAUAUUAUUUGUAAACGUCUCUAAAUUAUACAGAAAAGUCGUAUUUUGAUGCGCUCUAGAAUUGUUUAUA
This is a messenger RNA of Ochlerotatus camptorhynchus, 2950 nucleotides long. It is a transcript of the gene meng, whose product is annotated as meng-po. Gene Ontology annotation, biological process: peptidyl-threonine phosphorylation; peptidyl-serine phosphorylation. Bases 982 to 2400 code for a protein of 472 amino acids. The record is from RefSeq and is a predicted model, not a curated record. NCBI's taxonomy places the organism in Eukaryota, Metazoa, Arthropoda, Insecta, Diptera, Culicidae. Gene Ontology annotation, molecular function: ATP binding; protein serine/threonine kinase activity. The transcript has 3 exons.